AUGACGGUGACAACCUCAACAACAUACCUGAUCACAGGUGCCAAUAGAGGCUUGGGACUCGCCCUCGUCGAAGCAUACCUCGCCCGCGCACACAGCACCGUCAUAGCCGCCGUCCGCGACCCAUGCUCCCUGAGCAGCAGAGCUCUCGCCACCCUCCCCCGCUCAUCGACCAGCCGUCUCAUCGUCGUCAAGAUCGACAGCGCCUCCGCUACAGACGCGGAGGACGCCAUUGCCACCUUAGCGCACACCCACGGCAUCACGGCCCUGGACGUCGUGAUUGCCAACGCGGGCAUGGCGAACGCAUACCCGGCCGUCCACGAGGCCAGCCCCAAGGCCAUGCUCGAGCAUUAUACCGUCAACGUCGUCGGUGUUGUGGCGUUAUUCCGCGCGGUGAGGCCCCUGCUACUGCGGACGGCCGCUACAACCACGAAUCGUUCGGCCAGGACGCCCAAAUUCGUCACCAUGAGCUCGAGUGCCGGUUCGAUUGGGGGACAGGAGCGCGUGCCUGUCCCGAACGCCGCGUAUGGGCCCAGCAAGGCAGCGUUGAACUGGAUCACCGUGAAGAUUCACCUCGAGAACAAGGACUUGGGGUUGUGUAGCUUUGCGAUACAUCCAGGGUGA
Molecule: messenger RNA, 621 nt
Organism: Cladophialophora yegresii CBS 114405
Lineage: Eukaryota; Fungi; Ascomycota; Eurotiomycetes; Chaetothyriales; Herpotrichiellaceae
Exons: 2
Coding region: 1-621 (206 amino acids)
Source: RefSeq, a predicted model, not a curated record